AAUUCUCUCUAUUCUUAUCACCUUCUUCUUCUUUUCUCAUCCCUUUCUUCUUCCCUUCUCAUCCCUAAUUCUUCCCUAAUACAAUCUACAUCAACACCCCUCAACCCAAAAAAAAAAUCCCAAAGAAAACCCUACAAACCAGCAAAGAAAAAGAAUGAUUUUAUAGAAGACUAUAUAGCAUGGAUCAAUUGAAGUAAUACAAAAGAAAAGAAUAUCUUCAAGCUCCUUAGCCAGAGAGGCCUAAAAAGAGGUCAUGAAAUAAAAUCCAUCCCAUAGUCCUCACACUUAUUCUCAAAGACACCUUCGUUUUUUUCCAUCCAAAUAACCCAUACUGUAGCAAAGAAGGCACAAAGCCAAAGGGUCUUCCAUUUUCUACGUCCACUGAAAUCCAUAUCAUCUGGACAUAGAAGAGAUGUCAUGGUCCUUGAUCCUUGGUGGUGCCCAAUAAAUUCCCUCAACAUCAAAUAACUUAUUUCAUAGUGAUUGUGUCAACGGACAAUGCAAAAAUAAUUGAUCCACACAUUCACUAUCACCUUUACACAUGACACACCAUUAUGGAAGGAGACACUUAUUGGGUCUUUUCUUUAGAAGAACAUCAUUGGUACUGAUCUUAUAAUGAGCAAUUAUCCAUACAUAAAAUUGCACCUUUAAAAGCACUUUAGCUUUUCAAAUCUUAAGUGAUGAUUGGAAUAAUGGAACUAAAGGUUCAUUAGUUUGAGACUUAAAGAAAGAUCUACAUGAGAAAACACUAGUCGUUAGAAUACUCUAAUGAUACUAUGAUAUGAAGUUGAUUUCAAUACCUGUCAUUGAUUGGCAUGCUAGAAACUUGUUUACUCGUUCACGUGUGCAAUACUGUUUAUCAAUAUGAAUACAAAUUGUAAACUGAGAAACUAAAUAUGGUAUGUAUAUUUUCAGGCUUUGGUGCAGAUGAGAAGUUGGUUCAGUCGCUUUCCAACUAUUUUACAGGCUUGUGAGAGCAUCAUUGAGAUGCUUAGAGGGCAGUAUGCCCAUUCUGUUGGUUGUUAUGGUGAAGCUGCUUUUCAUUUUGUCGAGGCUUCAAAGCUGACUGAGAGCAAAUCAAUGCUAGCUAUGUGCCAAGUUUAUGCAGCAGUCUCUUACAUUUGCAUUGGUGAUGCAGAAUCAUCUUCAAAGGCUCUUGAUUUGAUUGGACCAGUUUACAGAGUUAUAGAUUCUUUUGUUGGAGUGCGCGAGAGAACCAAUGUCUAUCUUGCUUAUGGGUUUUUACUUAUGAGACAACAGAAUCUACAAGAAGCACGGUAG
This is a messenger RNA of Ilex paraguariensis (yerba mate), 1281 nucleotides long. The record is from the annotation of a GenBank genome assembly. Lineage: Eukaryota; Viridiplantae; Streptophyta; Magnoliopsida; Aquifoliales; Aquifoliaceae.